Messenger RNA from Anneissia japonica, 2760 nucleotides. Its product is annotated as reelin-like. Gene Ontology annotation, biological process: neuron migration; central nervous system development. Gene Ontology annotation, molecular function: lipoprotein particle receptor binding. The record is from RefSeq and is a predicted model, not a curated record. Lineage: Eukaryota; Metazoa; Echinodermata; Crinoidea; Comatulida; Comatulidae.
AUAUAAGUUAUAAUUAACAAUUUUGUCUUUCUCUAUUGUGACUUCAGAUACAUUUGAAUAUUUGAUUUGUCAUUUUUCUCCAUCAAUAGGUCUAAAUCAACCCGUUUCAGGUGGAAACAGCCUCUUGGUUUCUCUGCAGGAGAGUCAUGGGCCCUAGGUUAUGUGUACAUAGGGCCUGACUGCCCCAGGAUGUGUUCAGGACAUGGUACUUGUAAUGUCGCUAGCUGUAUAUGUGAUGAUGGCUGGACAGGCAAACAGUGUAACACACCCACAGCCACACUCCCCACUCAAGUCAGAGAAACCUUUUCAGAUCAAGCAAACCUAAGAACAAACUGGUUAAAAAUAAAUGGAGCUGGAUUGAGCAAUGAGUGUGGACCAGUUGCAGCUGGGCGUGCGCUCCACUUUGUGGGAUCCUGUGUUCGUCAGCUGGUGUCUCAUGAUCUAGAUCUGGUCAAUGCUGAGCACGUGCAAUUCUACUUUAAGUAUGGAUGUGUAUUAAGUCCUAGCAAUCGUGAUCAUGGUGUACUGGUAGAAUAUUCCACAAAUGGUGGAAUUGUGUGGAACAUCUUAAUGGAGCUUUUGUAUGACCAGUAUCAAAAUCCUUCAUUUGUUUCAAUACCACUGGCCUCAGAGGCUAAGCAAAAUGGAACACGUAUCCGGUGGCGCCAACCAAAACAUGAGGGCCAACGGCAGAGCGACUGGGUGGUUGAUAAUAUUUUCAUCGGUGGUACACAUGCUUUACCAAGUACGCUUAGUGAUGACUUUGAAGAGGGUGUGGUCAAUGAGCAGUGGCUUUUCCAUGACAACACUAGACUUGGAUCUUACUGUAGAUCUGAUUGGCUGAUGAACCCUAUCGCUGAUGACAGGCCUAAUAGAUGGUCCCUGAUUGGUGGAAUGAACCCUCUACAUGACACUGUUAUCACCACUACAGAUAUUCAUUUGCAAAGAGGUUCAGUCUUAGAAUUCAAGUUAAGCAUGGGUUGUGAUGCAGAUUGGGACAGUGUCAUGGCACCCGUAGACCUUCUCUAUUCCACCGACUAUGGCAUUACUUGGCAGCAUCUUGUCAAGAAUUGCCUACCAUCACAUCCAGAAUGCAAUGGUGAAGUAACUCCAUCAAGCACCUACUAUCCAAACCCAGGAUGGCGAAGGGUCAUUAUACCAAUUCCAGACCAAGCUUUAACAAGAGCAACCAGACUGCGUUGGACUCAAAUGAUUUUUACCGAGGAUGCCAUUAACCAGCAGUGGGCAUUGGAUGAAGUCAGAAUCGGGCCUAGCUGUUACAAAAUGUGUCAUGGACAUGGCUCCUGCCAUUACCCAGUAUGCAUCUGUGAUUCUGGAUUUUUUGGAACACAUUGUGAGAGUAGCUCUACAUUGCAGACAAUGAUGAAAGACCGAUUCGAAGCAGACGCUAUAAACUACAAUAACUGGGCUUUUAUUCAAGGUGGUCAGACCAAUGGGAACAAGCUUAGAAGUUGUGGAAUUCUGUCUGAAGGUCGCUCGUUGUAUUUCAACCAGCCUGUCUUGAGGCUCGCGGAGACCCAAUCCACACGGUUCAGGUGGUGGGCGCCUGUGUCGCCAGAUUUGCCUCAGCCACAGUGGGCACUGGAUGAUGUUUACGUUGGUGGUUCUGAGAUCAAUCACAUUAACCUAUUUACUGAUUUUAAUAACAACACCAUGGAUGAGUCUAAAUGGGAUUUCUAUCCAUAUGGAGGGCUACGUCAAGGAGUGUGUGAUAAUCAAGGAUACUCAAUUGGAUGGGAUCACAUAUCGUCUGAUGAUAUACAUGUUAGCCUCACUACCAGACAGCUUAUAAUCGACGCCCAUUAUAUGAUUCAAUUUAAGAUUGCUGUCGGCUGCUCAAGUCAAUCCCAUUCUUGUCAGGUAACAUACCCAGUACAACUGGAAUUCAACACAGAUCCCAGUCAACCAGAUUGGCAGUUUGUGGAAAGGGAAUGCUUCCCAGGUUCAGGGAACCCACUCUGUCCACCAUCCCAGUAUCAUCCAGCCAGUGUGUACUCUGCUAAUGACCAUAAACAAUGGACAACGGUCACUUUUGAAUUACCUGCAGAGACUGUAUCAAGUACAACUCAAUUCCGAUGGAUUCAGCUCUCUGCCAACUCCAACAGGAAAGCACCUCGUUGGUCGCUGGAUAAUAUCUACAUCGGUGAAGCAUGCCCUCUAAUGUGUCAUGGGCAUGGCACUUGUUUACUCAAAGGAUUGUGUGUUUGUGAUGACGGUUAUGAAGGCCAAUCUUGCACACCUGUUCGCACCUUAGCAAGAGACUUUUUGGAAAACUUUGAGGGUGGGCUUCUGUCUUCUAUUUGGAGUCGUGUUAGAGGAGGUCGUCUGGGUGUUGGAUGUGGUUCCCUCGUUCCACACGCACAUGGCAAGUCACUCUAUUUCAACAAGUGUGGUUUAAGAGAGGCUGUAACAGUGGAAUAUGACACCAGAAAUACAAGGGAAAUCUUAUUUGUACUUCAAAUUGGAAGUUCAAGACCAUCCCCAACAUGUAAUAUUCACCCAGAUUCAGGGAUCACCAGUAAUAAGUCUGUAGUUUUUCAAUACACCAAUAAUAACGGUACGAAGUGGAACUUGAUUGCGGAGCAUCACCCGCAAUUAUACUCUCGAGCAACAAAGGUGAAGUACGAAUUGCCAACAGGAGCACAAGCAAAUGGUGUACGAUUCAGAUGGUGGCAGCCCGUUCAUGCUGGUGCAAGUUUCGAUCAGUGGGCCAUCGAUCAUGUGGAGUUAGUGCUGUAA